Molecule: messenger RNA, 977 nt
Organism: Daphnia carinata
Lineage: Eukaryota; Metazoa; Arthropoda; Branchiopoda; Diplostraca; Daphniidae
Gene: Ak1
Product: adenylate kinase isoenzyme 1-like
Exons: 9
Coding region: 194-808 (204 amino acids)
Biological process (GO): nucleoside triphosphate biosynthetic process; ATP metabolic process
Cellular component (GO): cytoplasm; cytosol
Molecular function (GO): AMP kinase activity; ATP binding
Source: RefSeq, a predicted model, not a curated record
ACGUAUUGCCCGGCCAUCGAGCGAGCUAGGAAACACAGUGAGACAACAACAUUUUGUUUCCCGAAACGCAUCCAUUUUUCAGCCGACGCGGAGGAGUGUCGAAGACCGAGCAGACAGUGUACAUUAUUUAGCGUAACAGCUACAGCUGACUCUCGCCUUCGCCAACAACGACGAUUUCUCCCUGCAAAUCACCAUGGCUCCUACGGUAGCGCGCUCUACGAUUGACAUCACUCCCCUCCGCCAGGCCAAUUUGCCAAUCAUCUUUAUCAUCGGCGGACCGGGAUCCGGUAAAGGCACACAAUGCGCUAAGAUCGUCGAAAAAUACGGCUACACCCACUUGUCGUCGGGUGAUCUCCUGCGUGAUGAAGUUGCGUCCGGUUCGGAGAGAGGUAAACAACUGACGGAUAUUAUGCAGCGAGGAGAACUUGUACCCUUGGACGUUGUACUGGAUCUGCUGAAGGAAGCAAUGCUUUCUAAGUUGACGAGUUCCAAGGGCUUCCUUAUCGACGGCUAUCCGCGUGAGGUGGCUCAAGGGAUCCAGUUCGAGAGCGAAAUCAACCCAUGCGCUCUGGUCAUUUAUUUCGAACUGAGCGAUGACGUCAUGACCGCUCGAUUGAUGAACCGCGGUUUAACAUCCGGACGAAUGGACGACAAUGAGGAGACGAUCCGCAAACGACUCGAUACCUUCCACAAGCAUUCGCUGCCCGUCGUCGAACAUUACGGCUCCAAAUGCCGGACGAUUUCCGCCGAAGCUCAUCCGGACGAAGUUUUCCAGAAAGUUGCCGAAGCUUUGGAAACCCUUUCGUAAGACAGAUGGAAGAUGAUGGCAAUAGAGUUUUCACCAAGUAGAAAGCACAUAAAGAAUAAAGGAUGGCUCAGAUUGAUUUGUUUUUUGAUUGUCUUUUUCGUGAUGCAGUUUUGUGUAUGAUGUGCUGGUUGGACAGGAUACACGAAAUACACAGUUUUGGGUUUUGGCA